CUGGAUCACCUGACAUCACCCAGCUUCUCCUUUCGAUGCUCAGCCUUUCCAUCGACCGAUAGCUUGUCUUAAAAACAGCAUUAUUUCGUCUUCUUAGCGUUCCCUGGCGUCAAAUUUUAAAUUUGGGCCGACGAUAUUUUGCCGAUCCAGCAGGUUAGACGUCCGGAUAGAUGCUGCUAGAGUGUAUGAUGAACGGACACGCUAUUUUGUAUACGGGGGUCACUUUGGCCUUCUGGAGCACCAUACUAAUCGUUGGGCUCUGCUAUACCAUAUUUGACCUCGGGUUCCGCUUCGAUGUGGCAUGGUUCCUGACGGAGACCUCUCCUUUCAUGUGGGCCAAUCUGGGCAUCGGCUUGGCCAUCUCUCUGUCUGUGGUGGGCGCAGCCUGGGGGAUCUACAUCACUGGCUCAAGCAUCCUCGGCGGUGGAGUCAAGGCUCCACGAAUCAAAACCAAGAAUUUGGUCAGCAUCAUCUUCUGUGAAGCUGUGGCGAUCUAUGGGAUCAUCAUGGCCAUUGUAAUCAGCAACAUGGCCGAGAACUUCUCUGGAACGACCCCUGAGAGCAUCGGAGCGAGGAACUACCAAGCUGGUUACUCCAUGUUUGGAGCCGGUCUGACCGUCGGCUUCUCCAACCUCUUCUGCGGCAUCUGCGUCGGCAUCGUGGGCAGCGGCGCGGCGCUGGCGGACGCCCAGAACGGCAGCCUCUUCGUGAAGAUCCUCAUCGUGGAGAUCUUCGGCAGCGCCAUCGGCCUCUUCGGCGUCAUCGUGGCCAUUCUGCAGACAUCUAAGGUAAAGAUGGGUGACUAGAAGAUGGGACAAAAAAGACACUGCUGGAAAACAAGACGGAUUAUUGUGUAAAUACAUCGUAAAUUAUUUAAAUGUCUCUAUCUUCCUGGUGUUGUUUUUUUAACCCAUCAUUUAUGCAAGAGUGGACCGUGCGCACCCAACUGUAUUUUCCUGAGAGGAAACAUGAAUGUUGAAUAAGGUAAACGGGCAAAAAAAAAAAGAUGCCGGUGUUUUGUGUGCGCAUUUCUGGAUUAUCAGACCCCCUCAGUUCAGUGCGAUAAGUAGCGCGAGCAGAAUGUUCAUGAGCCGCAGGAGUUCCCGUCUGUUUCCUGACACCAGCCAGAGUGUUCGAGGCGACGACUCGCAGCUCCCAAACCCCACAGGCGGGUUCACAGCAGUUGGGUUUGAAUCCAUGCCGUACGAUUUCUGGCCACUCUUUGAUAAAUGAUGAGUUUAACAAUGACACCUGCGAAUUUGAAAAUAUUUCUGUGUGUGUGUGUGUGUGUGUGAGAGAGAGAUGGACAAGUGAUUUUUCUUUUUUUCACGUGAAGCAUCAGGGUGUUUGUCAUUGUGUUCAUUACUGUAGCCUGUUUUUUUUUUUUGUUGUUUUUUUUCAAACUGUCUUGGUAAAAAUAAGCAAGCGGUCCUUAAUCCACGCCGCCGCCCCCACACAGUAUUUAUUUACUCCCGCCGUGAAACCGAACCGGUGAGGUCACUGCGCGGUUGGACUCGCUCUUUGGGAGCCAACAGCUCCUCAGAUCCUCAGAACUUUAUGGAGCCAAGAUGUCGACGUUUGAUGCCAACGAGCCUCCUGAACACAUCUGGCAGCCAUAACCUUCUUGCUUACUCCCCCCCCGAGUCAUCUCUAUUUCAUCCACUUUCUCAAGUUACUAGUAAACCGUCUUAGACCGCAACGGGAGUUUAUUUUGGAGCCACUCUGUAGUACCAGAGGUCUUGACAAAUAACCCUUUUGUAAAGACUGGUGGUUGACUUUGCUUUUAUGUAACAUCAGCUGAUCUGGCACCAAGAAAACACUGAUUCAAUCACAUAAACAAUUUGAUGGAUGCAGGCGCAGAAGUUCUAUAGAGCCUCACUUUUAUUUAUUUUUUAAACCCUAGAAUGCUUAUACAUCCACGUUUCCAUUGUUUUCUAACAUUCCUUAAAGAAGCUGAAUGUGUGUGUGUGCGUGCGUGUAAAGCCGAGUUGUAUUUUUGGGUUAAGGUGCAAUUCAAAUGAUAGAAUUAGACUUCUGCUACGUCACAACAAAGCCAUCAAAAAACCCAUCAUCAAAGUUACACGUUCUUUUUCUUUUGGUUAGCUGGUAGCUUUGCAGCACAGCUGUUGACGCUGACUCUGUGUAUCUGUGUAAAUGGAUAAUUCCUCUGAACCGUUUGUCAAGUUGAUGUCGGCACAGAGAGCAAAAGGCCCUCGAGGUGGUUUUAUUAUUAUACCGAGAUGUAACUCCAGCGUUUGUUGGGCCGACCAGGCUGCGCAUCGAACGCCGGGCUUACACUGAGUGUUGUUGGUACCGUGUGUGCAUUAUGUUGAUGUGGUGGUGAUCAGACAAACUCAUUGUUUUUGACAUUGUGUAUGAUGAUAAAAGAUCUUGCUUCUGGCUUCAUAAAUGUCCUUGAGAGAAUAAAGUUGUCCAAUCAAGA
Molecule: messenger RNA, 2443 nt
Organism: Gasterosteus aculeatus aculeatus (three-spined stickleback)
Lineage: Eukaryota; Metazoa; Chordata; Actinopteri; Perciformes; Gasterosteidae
Gene: atp6v0b
Product: ATPase H+ transporting V0 subunit b
Biological process (GO): proton transmembrane transport
Cellular component (GO): proton-transporting V-type ATPase, V0 domain
Molecular function (GO): proton-transporting ATPase activity, rotational mechanism
Source: RefSeq, a predicted model, not a curated record